UGGGUUAGUUUAGCAGACGACGGGACGGACGGCUGGCCGUAGCAGACAGCGCAUAGCUAGCGGCUAGCGUCGUUCGCGGGCACUUGUCAGCGAACGUUUGAAUCGAAAGCUGAGACUCGCAUUAAGUCAGGGUGUUUGUUGUUUGUACGAACGAGAGCGGAAUCAUCAGCGUGUUCGCGAUGGAUCCCGAGGCCUUCCUGGAUAUGGCCAAUCAGGUCAUCAAGCUGAAAAUGUUCCCGUAUUUCGACAUAGCGCACUGCGUACUGUGCGCGCUGCAUGUCAGGGAGGAUCUGGGACCCGGUGCACAAGCAUUUUCUCGCAAGCAUCCUUUGUCAUGUUGGCUUUCUACAAUGUUAGUUUGUUUUGCAAGCGGUAUGCUAUGCAAUGGAUUAUUAGGGGAACCCAUUCUUGCACCUCUGAAAAAUACACCACAAGUGAUAGUCGCAACUAUUGUUUGGUAUGUGAUAUUUUAUACACCAUUCGACAUUGGUUAUAAGGUUGCCAAAUUUUUACCAGUAAAAUUGAUAUGUGCUGCUAUGAAGGAAAUUUAUAGGUGUAAAAAAGUAUAUGAUGGCGUUACUCAUGCAGGAAAACUUUAUCCAAACGCAUAUCUUAUUAUGAUAUUGAUUGGAACACUUAAAGGUAAUGCAGCUGGAUUUACAAAAUUAUUUGAGCGACUUAUACGUGGUGUAUGGACACCAACUGCAAUGGAAUUUAUGCAACCUAGUUUUCCUACUAAAGCAUCUAUGGUUGCAUCGAUUAUCUUUGUGCUAGAUAAGAAGACUGAUCUCAUUUCUGCACCUCAUGCUCUUGUGUACUUUGGCAUUGUUAUUUUCUUCGUCUACUUCAAAUUAUCUUCAAUUUUGCUCGGCAUUCAUGAUCCAUUUGUGCCAUUUGAAAAUUUGUUCUGCGCAUUGUUCUUGGGAGGAAUUUGGGACUCAUUGGCUAAAUUAUUGGGUCGUGGUCAAGCUAAAGACGAGAAAGCGGAUACAAAGAAAACAAAUUAAAUAAUGAAGACGUAUCAUUAUUUUGUAUCACCAUCCAUUACUUAAAAAGUGAUGAAAUAAAACUAUUUUAAGCUAGUCAGAUAACACACGGGUUACAUAUGACUCUGGACAAAUUAUCAAAUAUUGAAAGAGUACAAUAAUUUAAUAUAUAUAUAUAUACUUUAAGAGUGGAAAUUCAGUUUUCAAAGAGUGUCUUAUAAAAAUAUCAACAGUAUUAUAUAUUCAAAGUUUAAUUAAUGUUAAACUCUAUAAAUAUUUGAUAUUCUAUUCUUUAUUUCUUUAUUAUUUACAUGUAUUCUCAUAUUAAUGAAGAAAUUUCGUUUUUACAUGUAAAAUUUUUAUUAAUAAUUGUAAAUAUAAGAUUAUAUAUUAUUUAUCUUUAAUCUGGAUUUAAAUUGAUAUUGUUAAAAUUAAUAAGAUACACACAGAUUUAAUCAGCAAAUACCAGAAAUGUGUUCUUAUUUGAAAAUUUUGAUAGUAUCUCUUAUGUAACUAUUAAUAAUUGAUUUGUUAAAAUUUAUCAAAUUAUUUUGUAGUACAAUAUGCAAUUUUUAAUAUAUUGUAUAAAUACA
Messenger RNA from Cataglyphis hispanica, 1579 nucleotides. RefSeq names its product trimeric intracellular cation channel type 1B.1. Gene Ontology annotation, molecular function: identical protein binding; potassium channel activity. The record is from RefSeq and is a predicted model, not a curated record. Lineage: Eukaryota; Metazoa; Arthropoda; Insecta; Hymenoptera; Formicidae. Gene Ontology annotation, biological process: potassium ion transmembrane transport. Bases 180 to 1007 code for a protein of 275 amino acids. Gene Ontology annotation, cellular component: membrane. The transcript has 8 exons.